AUGAACGUCCUCUCUACGCACGCGGUGGCGUUACACGGCAUGAACGCGCGAGGGAGUCAGAGGACCCCGACGAGCGCGUCGACAUCAUCUUUAAUAGCACGAAAAAACACCACUAGAUCACAUAAUAACACGAAGAAGAAUAUCAACGCGGCGCGGCAUCGUCGACAAAGAAGCAUCAUCAGAUCUCGAGCGAUUUCUGACCCGCCGUCGAAAUCGCCGUCGUUCGACCUUAGCAACCUCUCCGAGAUCGCGGAACGCCGAACGCGAAAAAUAUCCGCCACGGGCGCAAACUUGAAAGAUUGGACGCCGUCUUCGUACAGAGCGAGAGAGGCGUUGCAACAGCCGAACUACACGGAUCAGUCGGAAAUCGAUGCGGUUUUGAGGCACAUGGAAGAUUUACCGCCGCUGGUCUUCGCCGGGGAGUCGAGAAAGUUGCAAAGCCAGUUGGCCAACGCGGCGAACGGAAACGCGUUUGUGUUAUUCGGCGGCGAUUGCGCGGAGUCGUUUAAAGAGUUUAGAGCGGAUAACGUGAGAGAUACGUACAGAGUUUUGCUGCAGAUGGCGGUGGUUUUGAUGUACGGGGCUGGUAUGCCGGUGGUGAAGUUGGGGAGAAUGGCUGGGCAAUUCGCCAAGCCGAGGUCGGAGGAUUUGGAAACCAUCGACGGCGUAUCUUUGCCGUCCUACAGAGGGGAUAACAUCAACUCGUGCGAGUUUACUCCGGAAGCGAGAAGACCGGACCCGAACAGAUUGAUCAAAGCGUACGACCAAUCCGUGUCUACGUUGAACUUGUUGCGAGCGUUCUCCAACGGCGGCUACGCGGCGAUGCAAAGAGUCAGCAAGUGGAACUUGGAGUUUAUGCAAGGCUCGCCGAAAUCCGCGCAGUACGAAAAGCUUGCCGCGGACGUGGACAGAGCCAUCGAGUUCAUGCACGCGUGCGGGAUCGAUGAGAACCAUUCGGUGAUGAAUUCGACCGAUUUCUACACCGCGCACGAAGCCUUGCACUUGGGCUACGAAGAAUCCUUGACUCGAUUGGAUUCGACGACGAAUGAUUUCUACGGCUGCUCGGCGCACUUCUUAUGGUGCGGCGAACGCACCCGCCAACCGGAAGGUGCGCACAUGGAAUACUUUAGAGGCAUUUCCAACCCAAUUGGUAUCAAAAUUUCCGACAAAUCCGACGGCGACGGCGUCGUUUCUUUAGUGAAACACUUGAAUCCGGACAACAUUCCGGGUAGAAUCACGCUCGUCUCGAGAAUGGGCGCCAAGGCGUUAAGAGAACACCUCCCCCGACUCAUCACCGCCAUCGAAGAUGCGAACUUGAACGUCUUGUGGGUCGCCGACCCCAUGCACGGCAAUACCAUCAAAACCGACAACGGCUUCAAAACGAGACCGUUCGAAUCUAUCCUCGAAGAAGUCAUGGCCUUUUUCGAAGUGCACGAAAAAAUGGGAACGCACCCGGGCGGCGUCCACUUAGAAAUGACUGGCCAAAACGUCACCGAAUGCACGGGAGGUUCCGGCAACGCGAGCGUCUCCCAGACGGACUUAGAGUUGCGUUAUUUAACCCACUGCGACCCGCGCUUGAACGCGAGCCAAGCGAUCGAGUUGUCCUUCAUGAUGGCCCAAAAGUUGAGCGAAAUGAAAGCGAGAAAACGAGCCAAGCAAGAGUAA
This is a messenger RNA of Bathycoccus prasinos, 1665 nucleotides long. RefSeq lists its product with no specific name. NCBI's taxonomy places the organism in Eukaryota, Viridiplantae, Chlorophyta, Mamiellophyceae, Mamiellales, Bathycoccaceae. Gene Ontology annotation, biological process: aromatic amino acid biosynthetic process. The transcript is spliced from 2 exons. The record is from RefSeq and is a predicted model, not a curated record. Bases 1 to 1665 code for a protein of 554 amino acids. Gene Ontology annotation, molecular function: 3-deoxy-7-phosphoheptulonate synthase activity.